GAAGGGAUAGAUACAUUUGAAGGAUCACAUAUAACAACGUCGAUUCAAACCCCGAAGCAACCGCUCCAUACAUUUACUUCCGUUUCCGUUCAAUAACGUGGCGCACUCUGGAAACAUCGCACGUGCAUGCAUGCAGGUCCAAGGAAACGCUAACCCGGCGCUAACGAUCAGACCGAGGCAUCUUUUAUUCCGCCGGGCUUUUACCCCAGAUGAAUCCUUUCUUUUUUGAGGAUCCAAGUGUUCCGAGGUCUGUGAGAAUCUCCUCAAAUAAUCCACCUGUUCUUCUUUCACAACUUCAUACUCUUCACUAUUGAUUGAUCGUUUCUCAAAUCUUAUUAUAUCUUCGUCUUGCAAUACUUUACCCAGAGCCAUAUCAUUAUAAACAAGAACACAGCAACCAUGGCUUCUAAACAACAACUCCGCACAACGGUCACUGACCUUCUUAAGAUCAACCAUCCUAUCAUCCUCGCUGGAAUGAACGUUGCUGCCGGGCCUAAGCUCGCAGCUGCGGUAACAAAUGCCGGUGGUCUUGGUGUUCUAGGAGGUAUCGGAUACACUCCAGAUAUGUUAAGAGAGCAGAUCGCGGAGCUCAAGUCAUUUUUGGAUGAUCAAAACGCUCCCUUUGGUGUUGAUCUCUUACUCCCACAAGUUGGAGGAUCUGCGAGAAAAACAAACUACGAUUAUACCAAAGGAAAACUAGACGAGCUCAUUACCAUUAUCAUCGAGAGCGGUGCCAAACUCUUUGUUUCCGCUGUCGGCGUACCACCAAAACAUGUCGUUGAACGACUACACAAAGCUGGUAUUCUUUAUGCUAACAUGAUCGGACACCCAAAACAUGUUAAGAAGUGCCUCGACCUCGGUGUUGAUAUUAUUUGCGCACAAGGUGGAGAGGGUGGUGGACACACUGGAGAUGUUCCCACAACUGUCUUGAUCCCAGCAGUUGUCGAGCUCUGCAAGGGAAAGACCAGUCCAAUGAGUGGAAAGCCUGUUCAAGUUGUCGCCGCAGGAGGUAUUUUCAACGGAGCAACUGUUGCCGCAGCUUUAAUGUUGGGCGCAAGUGCCGUUUGGGUUGGUACCAGAUUCAUCUUGACUGAUGAGGCCGGUGCACCAAAAGCUCACCAAGAGGCUGUGAGAACCGCUGGUCACGAUGAUAACGUUCGCACCAUCAUCUUCACUGGUAGACCAUUACGAGUCCGAAACAACGAUUAUAUUAAGAACUGGGAAGAGAACCGUGCUUCCGAGAUCAAGGAACUCACAUCCAAGGGUGUUAUUCCAGUCGAACAUGAUUUCGAAACUCUCGGUGAUGAUAUUGAUGACGAAACUAUGGACAACGCACGACCAUUCUUGAUGGGUAAAGCGGCUGCUGUUGUCAAUGAGAAGAAGAGUGCAAAGGCGGUCGUUGAUGAAUUGGUUAGCGAUGCCGUAGCAUGCAUCCACAAGGGGGAGAAGUUGACGGCGAAGUUGUAAAUAAUUGUAUCCGUUGAUGCAAUGGGAUAUUGGGCGGAGUUGAUGAGGUCGAAAUCAUGAGAUGAUUCGCAUGAUGGCACGAUGGAUUAAAGUGGCUACCUCGGCUACGGCUGAGGUGAUGAGUAGGUGCUACUCGAUUAUUUUAGACUGCAUAGCGUGGUAACUGAGUAGCUAGUAUUGUAUUUCCAUGAGGAUUUGAGCAGCGAGGGGAAUUGAAUAUUGAUAUAUCUACUAGGUGUCUAUUUGCGAUUACAAUAAGGAGUUUUAUUAUUUUCAAUGCUCUUGAAUGGGGAAAAAUAAUGUUGCAGUGUGCAAAUGAUCCCGUUUCUUCCUAUCUAAUAAUCAAAUCGGAAAGGUCAUCCAGAGUGAUGUAUAAAAUUAUCGAUUCAUCAAACUAGAAUGUUCACUGUAUGACUGAAUAGCUAGGUAGGCACGGUAGGUAGAUAGCUUUGGAGCAAUUGAAACACUCUGGAAACA
This is a messenger RNA of Botrytis cinerea B05.10, 1944 nucleotides long. RefSeq lists its product as hypothetical. The record is from RefSeq and is a predicted model, not a curated record. Gene Ontology annotation, molecular function: nitronate monooxygenase activity. The transcript has 3 exons. Bases 400 to 1467 code for a protein of 355 amino acids. NCBI's taxonomy places the organism in Eukaryota, Fungi, Ascomycota, Leotiomycetes, Helotiales, Sclerotiniaceae.